CAACAGCUGCUCCAACAACAACAACAGCUGCCCCAACAACAACCACAGCUGCUCCAACAACAACCACAGCUGCUCCAACAACAACAACAGCUGCUCCAACAACAACCACAGCUGCUCCAACAACAGCUGCCCCAGCAACAACCACAGCUGCCCCAACAACAACCACAGCUGCACCAACAACAACCACAGCUGCUCCAGCAACAGCUGCCCCAACAACAACCACAGCUGCCCCAACAACAACCACAGCUACUCCAACAACAACAGCUACACCAACAACAACCACAGCUGCUCCAACAACAACCACAGCUGCUCCAACAACAACCACAGCUGCUCCAACAACAACAACAGCUGCUCCAACAACCACAGCUGUUCCAACAACAACCACAGCUGCACCAACAACAACCACAGCUUCUCUUACAACAACAACAGCUGCCCCAACAACAACCACAGCUGCACCAACAACAACCACAGCUGCUCCAACAACAACAACAGCCGCACCAACAACAACCACAGCUGCCCCAACAACAACCACAGCUGCUCCAACAACAACCACAGCUGCUCCAACAACAACAACAGCCGCACCAACAACAACCACAGCUGCCCCAACAGCAACCACAGCUGCCCCAACAACAACCACAGCUGCUCCAACAACAACCACAGCUGCUCCAACAACAACAACAGCUGCCCCAACAACAACCACAGCUGCCCAAACAACAACCACAGCUGCUCCAACAACAACAACAGCUGCACCAACAACAACCACAGCUGCUCCAACAACAGCAACAGCUGCACCAACAACAACCACAGCUACUCCAACAACAACAACCACAGCUGCUCCAACAACAACCACAGCUGCUCCAACAACAACCACAGCUGCUCCAACAACAACAGCUGCCCCAACAACAACCACAGCUGCCCCAACAACAACCACAGCUGCUCCAACAACAACAACAGCUGCACCAACAACAACCACAGCUGCUCCAACAACAGCAACAGCUGCACCAACAACAACCACAGCUACUCCAACAACAACCACAGCUGCUCCAACAACAACCACAGCUGCUCCAACAACAACCACAGCUGCCCCAACAACAACCACAGCUGCUCCAACAACAACCACAGCUGCACCAACAACAACCACAGCUGCUCCAACAACAACAGCUGCCCCAACAACAACCACAGCUGCCCCAACAACAACCACAGCUGCCCCAACAACAACAACAGCUGCUCCAACAACAACAGCUGCACCAACAACAACAACAGCUGCUCCAACAACAACCACAGCUGCCCCAACAACAACAACAGCUGCUCCAACAACAACAACAGCCGCACCAACAACAACCACAGCUGCCCCAACAACAACCACAGCUGCCCCAACAACAACCACAGCUGCUCCAACAACAACCACAGCUGCUCCAACAACAACAGCUGCCCCAACAACAACCACAGCUGCCCCAACAACAACCACAGCCUCUCCAACAACAACAACAGCUGCACCAACAACAACCACAGCUGCUCCAACAACAGCAACAGCUGCACCAACAACAACCACAGCUACUCCAACAACAACCACAGCUGCUCCAACAACAACAACAGCUGCACCAACAACAACCACAGCUGCUCCAACAACAACAACAGCUGCACCAACAACAACCACAGCUGCUCCAACAACAACAUUUGCACCAACAACCACAGCUGCUCCAACAACAACAGCUGCCCCAACAACAACCACAGCUGCCCCAACAACAACCACAGCUGCUCCAACAACAACAACAGCUGCACCAACAACAACCACAGCUGCUCCAACAACAACCACAGCUGCUCCAACAACAACCACAGCUGCUCCAACAACAACCACAGCUGCUCCAA
Molecule: messenger RNA, 1869 nt
Organism: Notolabrus celidotus (New Zealand spotty)
Lineage: Eukaryota; Metazoa; Chordata; Actinopteri; Labriformes; Labridae
Product: putative mediator of RNA polymerase II transcription subunit 26
Exons: 2
Source: RefSeq, a predicted model, not a curated record